UCUGCUGCUGCUUGUUUCUGUCCUCGUCCCAACGAGGGACCUGUCAGUUUGCAAGGCGUAAGGCGGAGGCUGCCUUGCCCGGUGAGUCAGCGUCAUCUUGCAAGAAGAAGUGGGGACAGGAAGGCGGCAGCAGUGGAUGGACGCAACAUGGGCUCAGACGAGGCCUACAAUUUUGUCUUCAAGGUUGUCCUGAUCGGAGAGUCGGGUGUCGGCAAGAGCAACCUGCUGUCCCGUUUCACCAAAAACGAGUUUAACCACGACAGUCGCACCACCAUCGGCGUGGAGUUCAGCACGCGGACGGUGCAGCUCAACACCUUCUCCAUCAAAGCCCAGAUAUGGGACACGGCGGGGCUGGAGCGCUACCGGGCCAUCACGUCAGCGUACUACAGAGGGGCAGUGGGGGCCCUGCUGGUCUAUGACAUCACCAAACACCUGACCUAUGAAAGCGUGGAGCGCUGGCUGAAGGAGCUUUUCGACCACGCCGACCCCAACAUCGUGGUCAUGCUGGUGGGCAACAAAUCCGACCUGGAGUCCGAGAGAUCGGUGCCGACGGACGAGGCGAAAGAUUUUGCAGAGAAAAGAGGCCUGCUGUUUCUCGAGACCUCCGCUUUGGCGUCGACUAACGUGGAGGUGGCAUUCAACACGGUCCUAACAGAGAUUCACAGAAAGGUGAGCAGUAAGGAAGUGGGGCGAGGCUCCAUCAGCGCUGUCUCCUUGGAAACCUCCAUAGUGCAAAGCACAGAGGAGAAGAAACCUUGCUGCAAGAACAUCUAAGCACCCUCGGAAUAGCGGGGGACCACAGCGGAAGGAGGGUGGGGGUGUCAGACCGCCCCGUCAGCCCGGCGAGAAGUGCAUGGCCAGAGUCCUGGCAUCACUGGAGCCGACUGAUUUGAACUUGUGGAGGCUGCAGGGUGACAUAGUGGAUUCAUGAUGAUGAAUCAAUCAGUGUCCUGCCAGGUAUAGAUCCUAUGAGUGAAACAUGCAACCACCUGUCAUUUUAUCCAUGCACAAAAUAAUAACAUGUACUGUUUUUAAUACAAAUUAUGAUUGUGUUUUUUGCUUGGUGGCUAAUAUUUCAGAGGUUGAUGAUCUACGCUACUUAUUUCUGCCCAGAAAUAAAUGAUUGA
This is a messenger RNA of Dunckerocampus dactyliophorus (ringed pipefish), 1127 nucleotides long. RefSeq names its product RAB25, member RAS oncogene family b (gene rab25b). Gene Ontology annotation, molecular function: GTP binding; GTPase activity. The coding region runs from base 148 to 774 and encodes 208 amino acids. Gene Ontology annotation, biological process: exocytosis. The transcript is spliced from 5 exons. Gene Ontology annotation, cellular component: recycling endosome. The record is from RefSeq and is a predicted model, not a curated record. NCBI's taxonomy places the organism in Eukaryota, Metazoa, Chordata, Actinopteri, Syngnathiformes, Syngnathidae.